Messenger RNA from Nicotiana attenuata, 1618 nucleotides. RefSeq lists its product as uncharacterized. The record is from RefSeq and is a predicted model, not a curated record. NCBI's taxonomy places the organism in Eukaryota, Viridiplantae, Streptophyta, Magnoliopsida, Solanales, Solanaceae. The transcript has 2 exons. Bases 752 to 1072 code for a protein of 106 amino acids.
CCAUUGAAGAAACCAUCACAAAGGAUGGAAGGUUACAUUUGGGACUCGGUUGAUGGGCUUAGCAUGUGAAAUGUGAAAUGGAGUUUGGUUAGUUAAAUUCAGCACGGUUCUAUGCUGAAUAUUGUUAGAAACUUCCUCUCUGUAGUGUCUCUCUCUCCCUCGUCUGUUUCUCCGUGGCUCUGUCACCCCCCUACUUUCUUUCUGUUACUAUCCUUGUUAUGUUAAUGUCUAUCUUCUUAUUCUCUAAUUCCAUGUAUCCUAUUUAUAAUUGUGUUGUUUGAGAAGAUUGUAACAUUGGUGCUUUCAUUGAUUUGGACCCCAUGGGUCUCUUCUCUUCUACUAUUAUGAAUUAUCACCUCGACGCCAUCCAGGGACUGAUGGUGGAGUUGAUGGACCAUAGCAAUCGUAUGCUGAGAAUUCUCGGAAAUAUUGAGAACAAGUUGUCUGCCUAUUCCAAGACAAUCCCCGAAACUUCUGCACAUCGGGAUGUGGUUGUCUUUGGACCAUAAGUGCAAACCAAAGGAUAUAUUAGCAGCAGAGGUUGACUCUGAUUUGGAUAAUGGACGCUCCAGCCCUGCGGAUGAUUCUGAAGACUUAUUGAGAAGGUGGAAACUAAAAACGAGAGGAGGAAAAUUCAAAAAUUUAUGCCUGCAAGGUGUUCGCUGAAAUACCCAAUAGAAAAAUUGACAUAAAAGUUGAAGAUUCAGUGAAGAAUGAUUCAGUUAAGCAUGAAAGCCAGGUGUUUGAUGAAAUGAUUCAUACAGCUUCUACGGUUAAGUUUGCUUACAGUGGCAAUGUCAUGUUUGAUAAUCAACUAGCACUGCCUCGUGUCCUUUCUGCUUGCAGUAACAGCCAACGUCUCAACAGAGGUUUCGGUGGCUCUUGCUCUCAGAAGGAUAUUGUUAUUUUAUCUCCCAUGUAUGAGUGUAAUGGUAGUACUGUUGAUGUUAUUAAUGUGCUGCCAUCUAAAAAAUUCAUUAUGAUGAUGCAACUGCUUCAAGGGAAGAUUGUAAUGUUUGAGUUAGAAAGAUUUCUAGCCCAACAAGACUCAUAUGCUCUUACUAUAAACUAGAAACAGAGGAGUCAUCUAGUUCUUUCUUUUGGCAACAAUGUGUACAUCAUAUCUAGCAAUUGGUUGUCACCUCAUGCUCUGAAUUUAACUUCUUAUUGACUGGAAAUCCUCUCUUGAACCUUGAGGACAAGGUUCUCAUUGGGAGCGUGGGAAUUGUCAUGAAUGAUAUUGGGCUUGGGCCAAAUGAAAGUAGCGGAGAAGUUGGGGUUGAUGAUAGUGGGCUUGGAAAGCCACUAAGCGAAAGGAAAGGAUUGAAGAGACCAUCACAGAGGAUGGAAAGUUACAUUUGGGACCCGGGUUGAUGGACUUAGCAUGUGAAAUAUGAAAUGGAGUUUGGUUAGUUAAAUAGCACGGUUGUAUGAUAGUGGGACAUGCUGAAUAUUGUUAGAAACUUCCCCUCUCUCUAGUCUCUCUCUCGCUCGUCUGUUUCUCUCUGUGGCUAUGUCUCUCCCCCUACUUUCUUUCUGUUACUGUCCCUGUUAUGUUAAUGUCUAUCUUCUUUUCUGUAAUUCCAUAUACUGAGUUUUCUAUUAAUGAAAGAUCAAU